Eucalyptus grandis is the source of this 2018-nucleotide messenger RNA. RefSeq lists its product as uncharacterized. Lineage: Eukaryota; Viridiplantae; Streptophyta; Magnoliopsida; Myrtales; Myrtaceae. The record is from RefSeq and is a predicted model, not a curated record. The transcript has 2 exons. The coding region runs from base 271 to 1782 and encodes 503 amino acids.
ACGGCCGGAUUUUUCACCCGUUUGAUCAACACGUGUCAUGACCUCGAAGGUCCGUUUCUCGACUACCUAGCCAAUCAAGUCGGUAAAACCCGUUUGGGGGCGUGGGUCCCACUUCCCCCGGCUCGAUACCGGACGAUCAUACAGAUCUCCUCACUCGCUCACUCACUCACAAAUCCUUUGAAAUCCGUAACAUCAAUCGGCGUCGCUCCCAGAAUCUUGAACCCUAAUAAUAAUCACAGCAAAGCAAACGAUUCGAUCGGCCGCUUCACCAUGUCGGAGACGGCCGAGUUCCUCGCCGUCGUCCCCGGGUGGGACCGGGAUAAACUCGACCUCUGCAUGGAGGUCUGCCUUUACAUCGCCAGCCUCGGCGACCGCGCCACCCUCGUCAUCCCCUCCUACCUGUCCUCCGCCAUCCCUUCCUCGUUCCCCUCCAACCCCCUCGUCGCCGUCGCCCAGAUCGGCAGCUCCUCUGCCCGCCGCAUGUCCUUAAUCCUCUGGUUCAAAUUCAGAUGGGACCUCGCGCGCUACCUGGAGGAACGGAGGAUGGCCGCCGGCGGCGAGCUGCCCCGCAAGCUAUACGCGGUCGUGGUUACCGGCGAGGAAUCGAUCAGGGAGAUGUUCCGGAAUUUCAAUGUCACGGUGAACCCCGUGCCCCUCGCGCUUCUCGAGAUCGUACGCAGGUGGAAGUUGCCCGUUGGCUCCGAUCUGUCGGAGACGUUCGAGUUCCUCGUCGUCGUCCCCGGGUGGGACCCAGAUAAACUCCACCUCUGCAUGGAGGUCUGCCUUUACAUCGCCAGCCGCGGCGACCGCGCCACCCUCGUCAUCCCCUCCUACCUGUCCUCCGCCAUCCCUCCCUCGUUCCCCUCCAACCCCCGCGUCGCCGUCGCCCAGAUCGGCAGCUCCUCUGCCCACCGCAUGCUCUUAAUCCUCUGGUUCAAAUUCAGAUGGGACCUCGCGGUCUACCUGGAGGAACGGAGGAUGGCCGCCGGCGGCGAGCUGCCCCGCAAGCUAUACGCGGUCGUGGUUCCCGGCGCGGAAUCGACCAGGGACCUGUUCCGGAAUUUCAAUGUCACGGUGGACCCCUCGCCCCUCGCGCGUGUCGAGUUUGAACGCAUGCGGAAGGUGCGGGCGAGCGACGUCCGGCCCGGCGAAUCUCGCUUGCCUGCUGGGCUACCCGAAGAAAUGGCCAUCGUUCGCUCCGAUCUUAAGAUGAAGCCCUUCGGGCCUCCUCGAGGUGGCCCACCCGGUCCUGACCCGAGGCCGGGAGGCGGCGGAGGCGGGCCGCCCUCGGUGCCGGAAGUCGAGGGCUCGAUCGGUCGCAUGACCAACAAGAGCGCCGACCCGGAGCAGCCCUUCUUCGACAACAUGGGGGACCGGAUGAAGAUGGUCGGGGGCAUCCGCCCGCUCCUGCCGGAGCAGUACUGGAAGACGUCCGGCUCGGUGAUCUGCGGCCCCGAGAUAUUGAGCCGCCCGUCGACGGGCGGGUUCCUGUCACACGGCGGUUGGAACUCGACGAGCCCACGUAGGUCUCCGAUCGCAACGUGGCCCUUCCUAGGUAAACGGUACUAUAACACUGACUCCCCAGGGGACCAUCUCAAGGUGGGGCACGUGGCGUCCAACGACAUGCCCAAGAGCGCGAUGGAUGACGAAUUCAAGGGGAUCAACGUGACAGUGGCCUCGGAAGCAUUCGCGAGUUUUCAAUUCGAUCUGAAACUUCAGCGUCGGAUUGGACGUUUACGGAUUGGAGCUUCAAUUUCCCGUCUCGCAAGGAGCAUGCGUUAAAGUCGAUAGUUUGAGACUGAGGAGUUGAGAGGAACUACGUUCAUCUAGUAAUUUUGCAACUAGAACUUUGCACAUUUUGUUCAAUAAACUUGAAUUUCUUUUCCCUACUUCACUGGAUGAUUUUAGUCUGAAUAUCCAAUAAACUUUUUACGGGUCUUGGUUGAAAUUGUUGCGAUCAUUAAAUAUGGAACCGUUAAGGGCCAAAAUUUGAACCAUACAAGAAUUAUCUGGAGGUA